AUCCUUACUGGAAGGCAGCAUGUCCAAUUUUACCUUGAGAAAAACAUCUCCCACAGGAAAUGAUAUGAAGAGUACCACUCAGGGGACUACACUGAAGCAACAGGGUUUUCACAAUGUGAACAAAAGAAGGACUCUCUUACAGGAUAACAGCUGGAUAAAGGAACGUCCUGAAGAAGAAAAAUAUGAAAAUUAUGGUAGGGUGGUACGCCAUAGACAUAACUCCCAUGAUGCCUCAGACAGGAAAACAAACGAGAGGGAUGAGCCAAAAGCCACAAUCAGUUGGCACAGAUCUGGUGACACUUUGGACAGGAUCUCAGACAGAAAUGAUGCUGCCAAAACAUAUAAGGCCAAUACCCUGGAUAACCGAGUAACCAAUAGAAACAUGUCCACGUUUCGCUCACCGGAAGAGACAAAGAUGCAACCUGGAGGUUUGUUCAGUGCAAAUGCCACCAACACCCCAGCUUCCAACUCUGCUACUACUCCUGUAAAGAAAAAGAGACAGUCCUGGUUUCCACCACCCCCUCCAGGUUAUAAGGCCGCCCCAAGCACAGGAGCGAGCAGAAGGGAACCAACUGUUCACCCUCCAAUACCUCCAAAGCCCAGUUCUCCUGUUUCAUCUCCUAACCAGCUGAGGCGGGAUAACAGGCAGAUAUGUCCACCUAAACCAAGUGCAUAUACAGAAACCAGCAGAUCUGCUGAAAGAAAUAUAAGGGGUCAGGAUCUUGAAAACAUCGUCAAAGUGGCCACUUCAUUUCAGAAAGCUGACAAGGGUGAAGACUUAGAUAAUCUCAACAAAAUAAACAAAAACUUGAAUAGACCCAAAAGCCUUGAAAAUCUCAUUGUUGUGAAUACCCAGACAGACAAAGAUGGCAAAGGAGGUGAAGACCUUGAUAAUGUUAUCAAAGUGAAUCCCAAAGAAAGUGAAAACACCACUGGGAAAGAAGACCUCAAUGGGCUUAUUAAAGAGAAUCCUGAAACAAAUAAAAAUAUCAAGGGGGGCCAGAGCCUUGACAAUCUCAUCAAAGUGACCCCUAAAGUAAACAGAAGUAACCCAGGGGGCCAAAGUCUUGACAAUCUCAUCAAAGUGGCUCCAGAAAUAAACAGAACUAACCAAGGGAACCAGGAUCUGAACCAUCUUAUCAAAGUGACUCCCUCAGCAAAAAAAAGCAGUGAACAAGAUCUUGAUGAACUUAUUAACGUAAGCCCCAAAGCUGUCAAAAACACAGCCGGAAAUCAAGAUCUUGAUAAACUCAUCAAAGUGAAUCCUGAAACUCUCUCCAACAACCAAAGAAACCAGGAUCUCAAUAACCUCAUCAAAGUGAAUCCUGAAGUAAUCAGAAGCAAUCAAAGCCAAGCUUUGGACAAUCUUAUUGAAGUGAAACCUUCACCUCUCAGAAAUACUAAGCGAGACCAGGACCUAGAAAAUUUAAUUGAAGUAAAUUCCAGUAUGUCUAAGAGUAAAAAUGAAAGGCAAGAUGGCCAAGUUAGUGGGUCUACUGAGGCUUUAAUCAGCCCAUCUUCUAGAACCACUGCCUACUCUUAUGAAGCACAGAAGAUGCUCAGCUCCAAUGCUGAAACCAGGCAUGCAGGACCAAAGGAUACUGUUGUGUACACAAGGACGUAUGCGGAGAAUAGUAAAUCACCAAAGGAUAGAUAUCAGGAGAGUAUCUCUGGAAAAUACAUACAAACCAUUUAUUCGACUUCAGAUAGGUCUGUCAUUGAAAUGGAUAUGUGCACUUACUGUCGAAAACCCUUGGGCACAGAAGCUAAGAUGAUUUUAAAUGAAUUACAAAUUUGCUGCCAUUCCACUUGCUUCAAGUGUGAAAUAUGCAAACAACCUUUGGAAAACCUACAAGCCGGUGACAGUGUUUGGAUUUAUAAACAGACAAUACAUUGUGAAUCUUGCUACUCUCAAGUUGUAGCAAAGUGGAUUCAGUAAAUCUGGCACAUGAAAAUCAAGAUGAAAGCAUUCACUAAGGAGUUAAAAUUUUUAUUGUAAGAACAUAUAAUCUAGAAAAGCUUUUACACCAAAGAUUGACUCUGGUAUAGAAUUAACAACUCUGCUAUUGCAUAAAUAAUCUAAUUGCCUCCACUAAGGUCACAUACAUAAAGGGAACCAUCUGGUAUCUGGUUAGAUUUAGAGAUCAAAAAUUCAAGUGGUUCUAGCACCCAGUGUCAAAGGAAGCAUGCUUCUGAUGGCAGUGAGCAUUGCCAGCCUUCUCCAGGUCCAUCUCUGCUCAGUAUUAGGCUGUGUGUCACGGUUUCCAUUAUAGACAAAUUUACCAUCUUCUCACCUUUGUUUCCCUAAGAAUUUGGAUUUACAGACGUUAUUGAAGUCUUGAUAAAACUGUCGUGGGAGCAAGAUAUGUUUCAUUUAUGUACAAAAGUAAUGUUGAUAGAAAUUUUGGCAGAAAGAUAAAGUUUGGCAGAAAGAUGUUAACGUAUAAAGUUGUAUGGACCUCAGAAAAUCACUUAAACCUUUCAGAUUUCUGUGCUAUUAUCUGUAACAUGAGGGCCAAUGGACAAAAUGAUUUCUAAGGUCGCUUUCUGCUCCAAAAUUAUCAGAUUCUAAAGCAAGUUUUUGUUUGCUCUUUAGAAACAUACCUGAAUCUGUGUUAGGCCUAUUGAACUAGAUAGGAUAUCUGAACAAUUUAACCUUGGUAUCAUCCUUCAGUUUAUCACUGAUACAAGUUUUAUAGAAUGUGUUUUAAAAACAGAAAGACCUGCAUUUAUGGGUAGUGGGUAAAAUCAUAUGACAUGGUGUUUACGUAAUCAGGUUUUCUUUGCAUGCAUUUCAAAAUCUGGAUUCAUAAAUUAUCUAUGAGAAAUAAUGAAAGUUAUGGACUACAAAGACAUGUUCUUUCACAUGCUAUAUCUAUUCCUAUUACAUAGCACUUUAUAUUUACAGAUGGCUUAUAAAAAUAAAUGAAUUGUCAGUUAUACAGAAUCUUCUUGUACAGUGUCUAUAAAUAUUACUCAUUGACAUUGAUAUGUCAGUUAUAUGAUCAUAAUUUAUUAUAUUGUGUGCCAUGCUGCUUAAAGUAAUUUUUUAACUGCUCAAUCUAUAACUUUGAUUUUUAAAGAGCUUUUUCUUAAGGAAUUGAAAAUUCAGUAAUCUUGUGAGGAACUAUUAUUAUUAUUAAAAUUGAGACAUUGCACUUAUAAACUACUUUAUAUGCACAUAGCAAUUGCUUCUCAAAGGAAAGCAUAUGGAACAUUGAGAGAGGGUGGAAUUCUAAGGGAGUUUAAGGCAGUUGUAAAAAACUGACAAACUAGGGAGAUUAAAAGAUAAUCAUGUAUUUUCUAAAUGUUGAUAAAUGUAGAGUUAUUCUUCUGUAUAAUGAUUUCAAGCAUCUGUUCCUCUUAGACACUGGUCCACAAAGUGUUAAACACUAAUGCUUAUUAAAAUACAGAAAUGUGUAAUCAUUGUCCUAUGGAGAGGGAGCCAGAAAAAACAAUUAAUAAUAAUUUGAUAUUCAUUAAUUCAUGCUUGAUGAGAAGCGGUGGUAAUUGAGCCAUAUGUUUUAUUGUUCUCUUAUUACAUGCUAUCAGACUGGAUCAAAAGAAAUAAUUUUCUUAGAGUUGGAAUUUGUGGCAGGAAAGGACGAAUGAAAUAGUAUCCCUCUCUUUUAUAUAAAGUAUAUUAACAUCUCAAUGCCUUUGUGGUAAUUAAAAAUCAUUUGAAUAUCAUUUUUAAAGGAUUCUACUGUUGAAUGCUUAAUUUAAAAAAAAACCUAAAAGGAACGUAAUUCUCACUUUUCUGUAGCUGUUUAAUGGACCCUUUCUUCUACAAUAAUGUAUUAAAUUAAACCAAAAGCUGUUGUAAAAAUGGAAUAAAUACAGAGUGGAGAGAGAAGGGCUCCUGAUUUACCAAGUCCGCCUCAUCAUGUCUGGGAUUACUUGCACCAUAGGAAUGACAGAUUCCUAAAACAGUUCGUAAGAUCUCAUUCUUUUUUUUUUGCAGCUAACUAAUUAUGCUAUGAUUGGCAUACUUUUCCUGGACACAACUGCCUAAAUCUCAGAAUACCAGGCCCUGAAUUCUAUUACAAAUGAAGAGAUGUCUCUAAAAAAUAAUUAAUCGCUCCACUAUGAGAGUAUCCUUCCAAAAAGCAAAACAAAGAUAUAUCUAGUAAUCUUGGAAAUAGAAUUUGUUAAAAAUCUUUUUUCUUUUACUAAGGCCAAGAAAUAAAAAUUUAUUCAAGAAGUAA
Messenger RNA from Orcinus orca (killer whale), 4208 nucleotides. It is a transcript of the gene SCEL, whose product is annotated as sciellin. The transcript has 29 exons. Gene Ontology annotation, cellular component: cytoplasm. The record is from RefSeq and is a predicted model, not a curated record. Bases 20 to 1939 code for a protein of 639 amino acids. Gene Ontology annotation, biological process: epidermis development. NCBI's taxonomy places the organism in Eukaryota, Metazoa, Chordata, Mammalia, Artiodactyla, Delphinidae.